UUCCUUGCCCAACCUCCUCUUAAGCUUCUCCGGGAGUUUCCUCUUUCCCGGGCUCAGCCACGCCCCUCCCGCCUUUUCAGUUCUGCUUGUCCUCCCUCGGGGAAGCAGUCUCCACUCUCUCUCCCGCCUCUCCAGCACCCGGUGGGGGCGGGGGGCUGCCCCAGUCCGGUACCCUAGCCUCCUCUUAGCCAGCCGCACCUGCCCCGCCUUCCAGCCCCAGGCCGGCUGGCGCGGCGCAGGCGCACCAGGCGUGGACCGGAGGCCGAGGGCUACCACAGCAGCUUCGGCCUCCACCUCCUCCUGCCGCAUCCGCGCCGGGCUGGUCGGCAGCCACCGGGGCCGCGCUGGGCAGGGGCUCCGCGGGCCGCGUGUUGUCAUGGGCGCGGGCUGGAGCACCGAGGAGGAGCGGCAGCCACUGCUAGGGCCCGGACUCGGGCCUGCGCCGGGGACUGUCUGGAGAAGCCGGGAGGCGGCGGCGGCGGCGGCGUCCGGGGUACCCGCGGCGGUCCCGGGUCCCGGACGGGUCUACGGGCGCCGCUGGCUGGUGCUGCUGCUCUUCUCGCUGCUGGGGUUCGCGCAGGGCCUGGUCUGGAACACCUGGGGCCCCAUCCAGAACUCGGCGCGCCAGGCCUACGGCUUCUCCAGCUGGGACAUCGCGCUGCUCGUGCUGUGGGGGCCCAUUGGCUUCCUGCCCUGCUUCGCGUUCAUGUGGCUCCUGGACAAGAGAGGUCUUCGGGUAACUGUGCUUCUGACAUCCUUCCUUAUGGUUUUGGGAACUGGUCUAAGAUGCAUACCUGUAUCAGACUUAAUGCUUAAAAGAAGAUUAAUCCAUGGAGGACAGUUGUUAAAUGGAUUGGCAGGUCCAACGGUAAUGAAUGCAGCUCCAUUUCUCUCUACGACGUGGUUUUCUGCAGAUGAACGGGCCACUGCCACAGCCAUUGCAUCAAUGCUCAGUUAUCUUGGUGGAGCAUGUGCAUUUUUAGUUGGGCCACUUGUUGUUCCAGCCCCCAAUGGAACAUCACCUCUUCUUGCUUCAGAGACUAGCAGGACCCACAUUAAAGAUCUCAUAGAGACUGUAUUAUAUGCAGAAUUUGGAGUUGUCUGCUUACUAUUUUCUGCAACACUAGCUUAUUUCCCACCCCGGCCUCCACUUCCUCCCAGUGUUGCUGCAGCUAGCCAGCGACUGAGUUAUCGGCGGAGCUUUUGUAGAUUAUUAAGCAAUAUGAGAUUUUUGAUGAUUGCUUUAGCAUAUGCCAUACCACUUGGUGUAUUUGCUGGCUGGUCUGGGGUUCUGGACUUAAUUUUAACACCAGUGCAUGUCAGUCAAGUAGAUGCUGGCUGGAUUGGAUUUUGGUCCAUAGUUGGAGGCUGUGUUGUUGGAAUAGCUAUGGCAAGGUUUGCAGAUUUUAUCAGGGGUAUGCUGAAACUAAUUCUUCUCCUCCUGUUUUCUGGGGCUACACUGUCAUCCACGUGGUUCACCCUGAUGUGUUUGAACAGCAUCACACACCUGCCUUUAACCACAGUGACAUUAUAUGCCUCCUGCAUUCUCCUGGGAGUGUUCUUGAAUAGCAGUAUACCUAUAUUUUUUGAGCUUUUUGUGGAGACUGUCUACCCAGUUCCAGAAGGAAUUACUUGUGGAGUUGUCACUUUUUUAAGUAAUAUGUUCAUGGGAGUACUUUUAUUUUUUCUCACAUUUUAUCACACAGAGUUGUCUUGGUUCAACUGGUGCCUUCCCGGGUCGUGUUUGCUCAGUCUCCUCCUCAUUCUGUGCUUCAGGGAAUCCUAUGACAGACUCUAUCUUGAUGUGGUUGUCUCAGUUUAAUAGCACAGACUUGAAGGAGUUUGAAAAGGGACUGCAAAUCAUACGGCAUACUGCACAUUUGCUUGGAGUUGCACACCUAACAGGAAAAAAAAAGGAGAAGAGAGAAGCUUCACUCAGAGGUUUUGUCAGGUUACAGAUGAUCAUAUUCAUUUCAUGACUACUAGGUAACAAUAAUGUGGGACUUGAGUGAUAAUAGGGGGCUUAAAGACUCUAAAUGGCAUACCCGUGCCUGGUUCUGGGGUUGGAAGUGUGGAUAUUUUACACAUAAAGCACUACCUAAAUAAUGCCCUCUAUGUUCUGUGCCAGUGCUAAACUACUGAUUGAUUAAUUGUAAUUAUGGGAAGAAAUAAAGGGUAUCUAUCACAUACCUUACCGAAGUCACAUAUCAGAAUAGGAAGAAAUGCCACUAACUUCUAAAGAAGUUUAAACCCUAUAUCAGAUUUUAAUUAUAAAAUAGCCAACAGGUAUAUCAAUGAUAAAAUUUAGCCACGUGUACACUACAUUUUUUCUAAUAAAGCCAUUUCUUAUAUGACUCCUUAUUUUUAAUUAGGUCGGAAACCUUUGGCCAUCUUUAUUAUGGUGAGCAAGUGCUUCCCAGUGACUUCAGAGCACAUAUUUGUGUCUCGAUCUCAACUUAUCCUUGUUUCUGUGAAAUACAGUUUCAUCUACUAGGCUCUUAAAUAAUUAUAUUAAAGGUGACUAAAUGUUUAAUAUAGUCGCAUUAAGUAUUGUAUGAAAAAUGUAAUUCCGUUCUGAUUUAGCACUUUGUUAAAAGUGAAAUGACAAAUCACAUAGAACAUUCUGUGUCUUCAGCCUAUAUAUAUGCAUAUGUACAUGGUGGCGUGGGAUGUAAAGUCCAGCACCAGCUAUUAUUUCCUAGGGUUGCAUUUUACUAAAUGGUCCUUGUUUGAAAAUAACAAUUUAUAACCUUGAAAUCUUCAAAUCUGUUGAGUUAUAUCUGAAUUACAUUCUUGUGUUUCAAUUCAGGUUGUUUCAAUUCAGUUCUAUAUGGAGUCAGUACAUUUGAGAGGACGAUAUUUUGCCAGUACCUGUUUUCUUUGUAUGGAGGAUAGCUUUUAAAAAAAUGACAGUUACUCAUUGGACAGCUCUCAGACAUAUAUUUCACUGUGACAUAAAAUAUGCUCCGGUGGGAUUAUGCUGUUACCACUGUUCACAUUUACAUAAUUCCCCUUACCCAAGGAAACCAAACGUUUUCUCAAAAAGACAAAAACAGUACUUUCUUUGCCUUCAUUAUUCUCAGCUUCCUUCCACCCCCUCUUUUUCUCUUCAGUUGAAAUUUACAUCUUCCUUGUCAGCCAAAUUUGUAUUUUAUUUGUCUUUUUCUGGACAGAGCACAAGCCAGCUCCUUCCACUAGCCAUGGGGACAAAAUGCAGUUAGAGAGAGCUAGUCAGCCCUCAGUUCUGCUCCUCUCUACACAUGUACACACACCGUCACACACAGUCCCAAAUGCCCCUCCUCUCCCCUCUUGGUAAUUUGAAGGCUGUGUGUUAACUCACCUCAAUCUCAGAGGAGGACCUAAGCUUUCUUCUAAGAUCCUAAAUUGUGCUCCUUGAAAAGUAUGAAAACCCUCCCCUUCAGCAUCUGUCUUCAGUCACCUUUAAAUCAACCCCUUUAUAACCAUCCUGCUAACUUAGCAUCGAGAAUGGAAGGAACUAAGGAACUUGCUAAAGAGAAGAAAACUUGUGAAGGCUGGGCUUACUUCCAAUUAACCCUGUCAUUCUUAAAUAAAAAGAAAGCAGAUUUCCUGAAGAUGAUUGAAAGCCAACCACUAGAGAUAGGAGUAGUCCGUGAGCCAGUGCUAAAAUAACCACCACCCCUUCCUGUAUAGACAGAAGACAGAAAGGAGAGGGAAGAACUAUGAAGUAUUUGGUUGUAGUCAGAACCACUGACUACAACCGCUGUUUGAGGACUGCUCUAUGAAAUUUUGCUAUAAUUAAGACGUGAUACAAAAUAUUUUAAUUAUAGCUAACUCUACUUCUAAUACAAAGUAAAGAAAAAUAUUAAAAAUAUUACCUAAAUGACUAUUUAGUUGAAAGACAUCCCAAGUGAGUAGUGAUCAAAAAUUCCUACGUUGUACCAGACACCAGCCAUUGUCUUAGCAUACGUGAGGUGAGAUGGUCCUUCCAGCUCAUUCAUAUCUGGCAGAUGCUUGUUCUGAUCACAAACUGCCAUGUUUUAAGUGAUCAAAAUUUCAUAUACCAAACCUGAUAUAACCAAAGGGCUUUGGAGGGUGGGGGAAGAAGAUUACACAGUAUUUCCUGAAUGUUUCAAGUCAUAUUUUUUUUUCACUUUGUGUGAUUAUUUCUAGCAUGCAUAAAAAUAGACCAGCUGUUGUCUCUGUACUUUCUAAACAAAUACUGCAGAUUUGUAAUGAUAUUUUAUAAUGAAAGAAGUCUUAACACUCCACUAAGCCAAGCCCUCAUUUUAGAAUUUAUAGAAACCAUCCCAGAAAGGUCAAGGGUCUUGCCGAAGGUCACAAUUCUAGAUAGUGACAAAAGUAGAAUCAACUAAAACCCACACUGACUCCCAAAGCAAUGUUUUUCCCUACCUCACAAAACAUCAGCUUAAUUUGGACUUUUUGGGGGUGUUCAUGAGCACCCCUCCAUGUUCAUACACAGUGGGACUUAAGAGCAAAUCAUCAUUAUGGAGUGUGGAAAGUACAGGGGUCCAAUUGAGGUGACUGUUUUUUAAGUAAGAUCAUUCUGUUUUCUUCACCCUGUUGGUGCUCUAAGUCUUAGCUUGCAGGAACAUAAUAUAAAAAGAUUCUGAUGAAUAAUUCAAUCCUCAUAAACCAAGUCAACAGCAUUAAUUGGUAAGGACAUGUUAUAGUGUAAGUUCCCUGUGGCUUAUCAAUGAAUACUUCACAGUUUAUGGGAAGAAACAUUUUUUAAUAUGGUCCAUGGUGGAGGCAUAGGAGCAAGAUAAUUACACACACAAAUGCAUUUCACUGGAGGAUGGAGCUAAUAAAAUAACAAGAGGGAAUCGAGUACAAGUAUAAUUUUGUAUAUUUAAGCAUAUAUGGCUUAAGGGCCAAGCUUUAUCAUAGAUCAUAUAUUUAUGCUUAAUUAUUGAGAAUGUUUACAGCUUGUUUUUAUGAAGCCCUUCUAAUGAGGGAUUCAAGCUAAGAGAUUUUAAAUCGAAGAGAUUAAAUUCCCAUCUACUUUACAUUAGGUUUUUUUACUAUUAUUUUUACUAAAAUCUAGGCAUUCGUCUUGCUGCUUGCAUAAGUAGAAGCUCAUUUCAAACUCAAGAUCAAAUACAAAUGCACAGUAAAUUUACUUUAAAUUAAUGUUAAAAAUCACAUUAAUUCCACACUUGUGCCUGAGAUAAUAAGUACAGGAAUUACUAUGAUUAUACCAUCUUAUGUAAUAAGUGCAAAAGCUGUGAUAAGAAGAAAGUGCCAUAUUAAAAAAGAAACAUACAAAAAACUAUGAGGGUAUUUGACUAGGCGUGUUUUGUAGUUAGCGGAACAAUAGAAAUCCACUUUAAUUUGGAAUUAUACAGAAAGGGACAAAUUAAAGUUUAUUUCCAUACUAUCAAACAGUUCGUCAGUCUGUUAGGAAAAUAUAAGCAAUGCUCCAGAGGCAGGUGGUGUUGGACCACCCUAGAAGAACAAAAGCUGACCGAGAGAUUUUGGGGUGUUCUUUUAACAGCAUCCAUUGGGUACUUUGUGCUCAAUGGAGGUAGUUGUGUGCUCAGUAAGCAGACACCUUCGCUACCCUAAGCAGGCAUGUCCUUUCAGGUGUCUGAGACUCUCCUAGGUGUCUGCUUCCUCAAACUGACUUCCUGGCACAGGCUUCCCCCUGAACUCCACCCUAAGCUCUGAGGCAAAAGCGUGGUCUCAUUCUUGAAUACUUCUAAGGCCACGCAGCUGGGCUUCCCUUUCCUGAGCAGGACACUAGCAUGACUAAAUCCAGAAAGAUUUAACAGUUCUCCCACAGCAAGUCUGAUAAGUUAGAAUAUUCCCUGAAAUGGGAAUGACAAAGGUCUCUAACAAGCUUUUCUAGUCAUUAUUUGCUGCAUUUUAGAAUAUGGGCUGAUUAAACUGCCUUCUGUAGUCUUUCUGUUGUGCCUUGGAACCUGGAAGACCUCUAUUAUAAUAGCUUUCCAUCUCAACCCACACUCAGAAAGUGAGAGCAAAAGGUUACCCCACCCUAGCUGUUCUUUCAUUCAACAAGGGAGAAUUACCUUAAAAAAAAAAAAAAAAACAAAAAACUAAAACUAAACAAACAAACAAAAAAAGCAAAUACAAAAGGAAAGCGUGGAAUUCAUUUUAGCUUGAUAAAAUGAGAGAAACACAACAAACCAUUUUAGCUCUAACCCCACAUCACAGUGCUCUCAGGGUUCUCUCCUGGCUCUUCUAGUCUGCAAGGGAGGCUUCUACAGUCAUGACCAGAAUGUCAAGAAUGACUUGGAGACACUUUUAAUUUACCUAAAUGGUAAAAAGUGAAAUGUCUGCUUAGUACAACUUAAUUUAGACUUUUUCUAAUUCAGAUUGAUUUUCUUCUCAUUAACCCAAGAUGAAUCAUGGAAUCAAGGAGAUGAUCUAAUCCAACUACCUCAUUUUACAGAUUAACAGAGAACCUUUCAGGUUCAAUGCCACAGGCAGGUUUUAGCAGGUAAACUGAGUCCUAGACCAGCAUUCUUUCCAUAAGCGAUCAAUGUGGUAACCAGAAACAAAUUUUUUAAGUAAAAUUUCUUCCAUUUCUUUUAAUUUUUUGAAAAUUAAACACGAAGUGCAUGAAUGCUUAUCCAUUAUAAAAUACCCAGUACAGAAAUACAGAGCGAAGUCUACCUCCGUACAAACGUGCUGACUCCAUUCCCCUUUUCCAAAGUAUUCCUUAUGAAUCCUUUCAGAAAUUUUUCUAUGCAUUUGCAUACAUAUGUAUAGAUACUUAGAGGGAACUUAAAAUCAAGUUGUUUAGGGAACUGUUUCUUAGACCAUGUUGGCUUUAACUUUCUUGGGCAGAAGCAGGAGUUUCUGAGAUCCUUAUUUCUCUCCCAGGUGAGUCUCUAUCAAAUGUAGGAGUGGUUAGUAGAGACAUUCCACAGACCUGGUUGUGUACCAUCAAGCUCUAUCACAUCCUGAAGCGUAAAGAUGAAUUCCAACAUGCAAUAUUCUGUUUUUUCUUAUUGGAAAUAGAGUUUCUGUUUUUAUGUCACCAACUAAGGCCCAUGUACUGUGAGAGAAGAGAGUGAAUGACCCACACCAAAACCCAAAUAGAUUUUCUUGACAGGGCUUCCUCGUCUCAGCAGAGGCACAAAUACUGUAGAAGGUGGAGUCAAGAGAAUAAACUAUGUGAUUCCAUUUUUUUAAACAAUGGCUAGUGAAGAUUCUGUUAAUCCUUACUAUUUUCCUGGCCACCUUCCUUAGCUAUCCUAUCUUUCAAGCUAGCUACCCAUAAAACGGAUUAAUUGUAGUAGGACAAGAGCAUAGGUUGGCUUGGUCACCUCCUCUUCUUUUCCUGCCCGUCUUCCCAUCCAGCUUUCCCCUUUCUGGUUGUAUCUUCUUAUGUAUUCCUGACUCUGCUUGAAAGCAAGCUGUGUGAAACCCAGAUAUUCUGAGUUGCCAGCUUUAGAGAGGAGAGCUGGCCAGUUUCUUCAUGUACUAGACUGGAGAGACCCAGGAGCCCCCGUAUCCCAGGCCUGGCGUCUUCAGCUAUUUGAUCUGGAGCAAGUCACUUCAUUUCUUAUUUACCACAUCUCUGAAGUGAAGGAGUGAACAAGGAUGUUCCCUAAGGUCUCUUCCAGUUCAAAAAACUCAGGUCCAUUCUUACUUAAGUAGUAGGAAAUGAUUAAGCACAUGCAGUCUCUAAAACUGCAGAGCUUUCCAGCACCUUCAUGUUUCCCUGUGUGCAGUGGCCCUCCUACUGUGAACACAUGGACGAUUCCACUGCACAUUUGACAAGAAGAAAUGGCUUUUUCAUUGUCUGUGGUAGGAGACAAGCUACAGGUACUGUUUAUUUCCCCAAAGGACUUCGUAUAUGAAAUGCAGGGUGUAUUAAAUUUAUCAAACCCAAUAAGAGAAAAUCUGCCAUUUGAUGUUGAGAUAGCAUUCUGGGAGCCAGCUCAGAGUACUGCAUUUGUUCCCUGGAGUCAGGCCAAACCAGGAAACCCAUCCCUUGGCUUGCUGUGAUUCAUCGUGAGUCAGUAAUGGGUUUACACCUGUAGAAAUCAAACUGUCAGAUCAGAUGCGAAAGCCCAUCCUCAAACUUGUAUUUUGAGAGUCAUGGCCCCAAAAGAAUUGCAAGUUGCUUUCCAUGUCAUCUCUACCUGGCCACAUUCUGUCAGUAGAGCGCUGUGCGGAUAUUUUACUGAAUGAGAGCAGGGGCGUAGCAUGCCAACGUCUGACCUGUGUGCAGGUGUUAGUAAAUAAGGCUUCACUGAGAUUCUAAUGUGAGCACAGCUGUCAGAGAGAGAAAUGAACCAAAAAAAGAGAUGAGGCUGGGAGUCUGGAGGCCUGGGUCUCAGCCUCUGUCUCCAGGGCAGCUGCUGGGCACCCUUGGGGCCUUGGGCAAAUCACCUGUUCUCUGUGAACUUCAGCUUCCACACCUCUACAUUAAGAGGGUCAGAGUAGAUGUUUCUUUUGGCCGAAAAGUUUUAUACACCUAUUGGUCACACACCACAGAAAGUAGAAAACAACAUGAGUGCAAUACCUAUCCAUCAGUACUUCCAAUUAUACAUUAUCGUUUCAAAUAAAUGAGGAACUAUUAUAAGGCAGUGAUGUGUUAUAGGUGUCAGGAAAUGAGAGAAGCUCUCGGGCUGUCAACAUACCUGUGUAUUCCUUCAUUCAUCCUUUUAUUCAUUCUGUGUACAGAGUAAUUGCAUGUGUGAAAUGUGUGCCUGUGAAAGAGAAUCAGAAAAAACAAAAGAUAUUUCUAUCCUUCAGGACCUUUUAGAUAUGUUUUUAAAAACAAAAACAAAUGCUCUUCUGAGCUAACAAUUAAAAGAAAUAAUGACAGUUUCCCAAAUCCUGAAUUAUGUCCAGCAGGAACCUAAAUAUCUUUCUCAUACCAUCGUUAACCACAACUGAUUUCAAGGAAAAGAUAUUUUGUUCUAUUGAAAUUUUCAUCGUAGACAGAGCCUAUAUCCGUGUGGGAGCAUAGAAUCAAUUCUGGCAUGAGGACUCCCAAACCAUUACUCCCAUCAUUACAGGGCUGGGGGGUUACUAGUCCUUCAGGAAGUUGGGAAGGUUGUUGGCACCUGCACCUUCCUCCGAAGACAAAUCGAACAACUGUGUGCACACUAAGAUACACCUGUUCACAAGGCCUUGCGAGUCUCCUUUGAAUUUUAACAACAAAGACUAAACACCAAAGAAGGAUUUGUAAUGAGAGAGCUUGGGAUUUCGGCCUGUCAACUAGAUAAAGGGCUAUUCUGGGGACUAGAGACUUUGUGGGAGCCCUUCAGGUCUCUCCACCUGCGAGUGAACCCAAGCACACUUGAUGCAUCGCUAGCAAAGUCCUGGUCCCCAAAGACUUCGCAGAAAUCCAAAGAUGCUAAAAAGGUCAGGGUUUAGUUCUGUAGAUGAUUUUAUUUAUUGCAGAUGUCCCCAGUGUCAAACGUAUCUCUUUCUCCACCAGGAAUAUAUCAUUUUGGAGGCUUGUGAAAAUUAAACUUCAGGAAAAUUCUGCUUCCCUCCCACUAAACUGCAUCCACGUGUCCCAAACAAAAUUGCUUUCUUGACCUACACACACAGCUACCUAUUUCUGUUUAGAUCUGUGACUCAGAGAAAGUGACCGGAAGAAGUCAUGAGAGGUGAUGGCUCCCAUUUCACCUGCCAUAGGCAGGACAGGGUCAGUCCAGUGGAAUUCAGCUAAGAUCGAAGGGGUGUGUUGGGGUGGUCUCUUUCUUCUUAGUUCUUUCCUGAACUCACUCAUUCACAUUGUAUUGCUCUUCCCAGUGAGUAAGUUAGUGCUGAGAAAUCGUUUUAGUAAGUGACGUAGAUGUCUCCGAUGGGGUGGUCCCUCUCCUCCAUAAUCCUCCUGCCCUUUCAGCUCAUGCCCUAGAAUCCUUGCUCCAUGUCCCAAGGAAAUGCAUUACCCUUUUUCUUUUCAGGGCAAAAACAUCGAUUGAUGUCUUAGCCCUGCCACCUCACCCUCUUUUAUCUAAGAAUAGAGAAGCCUUUCCAUAUUUGUUGUCUUUUUCACUGAAGCUUAGUAUAGACCCCCAGGCAGGACAACUCCAUACUACAUUCUGUCGCCUGUAAUUGUCCUUCCCCUGAACUGGGGGAAAGGUUAUUCUAAUGAACCAGCUGCUGAGUCUUUUCCUAUUUGGUCUUUUAUCAAUAUUGCUCUACCAGUAAAUUCUUUGUUAGCUAGGUCCUGGAAUUUAUUUCAUGGUUUUUUUUAACUUUAAUUUUUUUUCCUACAAAAUUGCUUCUUUUAUCUUAGAGCCGACUAUGAUCUUUCUCUUCUGCGUACUUUAUAAUACAAUUUGAACAUAAUGGAACAUUCUAAAAUAGUCAGGCAGGGAUUUCAUCAUAGCCAAUAUUAAAUGCCAGGAGAGGCAGGUCAUAUUAAAAGAGAAAAAAGAAAAAAGAUCUAGGAUGGAGGAGGCUGGGUCUCAUCAUUCAACUGGUAUAUUUUGGGCUCCUGCUGCAUGCUGAGCCCUGGGCUAGGCACUGAGGAUGCAGAAACAAGUAAGAUAUUGUGCUGGGCCUCACAUUCAUUUUCUGAUGAGUCCAUUCAUAAAAACUGUGUAAUUCAAAGCUAGCAAGCCCCCCCACCCCCCACCCC
Molecule: messenger RNA, 10579 nt
Organism: Lynx canadensis (Canada lynx)
Lineage: Eukaryota; Metazoa; Chordata; Mammalia; Carnivora; Felidae
Gene: SLC49A4
Product: solute carrier family 49 member 4
Exons: 9
Coding region: 377-1822 (481 amino acids)
Cellular component (GO): membrane; intracellular membrane-bounded organelle
Source: RefSeq, a predicted model, not a curated record